AUGACAGUCGAGUGGGAGCAGAUGUUGCGAGAGGUCAUGGACAUGCGCAAGAGACAGGAGCAGGAUCCUGACAGAACUGGCCUCAUCCACUUAGCAGGCUUUAAAUCCAUCUACAAGACAUUGGUCUACCGUCCAGAGCUGCUGCAUCUGUUUAACAGACUCUCCAAGGACCAGAGAGCCCUCUCCUCAGAAAAACUUCUUGACUUCAUCCGAAAAGACCUGUGCGAACCUGAUACACAUGAAGAUACAGUCAGACAACUUAUUGGGAAACAUGAGCUGAUGCUAGAAGCCCGCAGAGAGAACUACAUGACAAUUGAAGGGUUUGUCAGGUUCAUGAAUAGUGAAGAUAACUUCAUCCUGCGGAGGGAGCACCAACAGGUGUAUCAGGACAUGAACCAGCCGCUGACAAAUUACUAUAUAUCCACGUCCCACAACACCUAUCUGAUGUCUGACCAGCUUGUGGGCCAGAGUCACCUAUUUGCAUAUAGAAGCGCUCUCAUGAGGGGAUGCCGUUGUCUGGAGAUUGACUGCUGGGAUGGAGAUGAGGAUGAGCCUAUUGUCUUUCACGGAUUUACUUUAACCAGCAAACUCCUCUUUAAAAAUGUAAUCUCUGUCAUUAACGAUUACGCAUUCCAGGCUUCACCGUAUCCCCUGAUUUUGUCAAUUGAAAACCAUUGUUCGGUAAAACAGCAGGAGGUGAUGGCCGGGCACUUAACAGGAAUACUGGGUGAUAAGCUGAUCACAAAGCCACUUGGGUUCUCCAGAUUCCUGCCGUCCCCUGAGGCUCUUAAAGCCAAAAUUUUAAUAAAAGACAAAAAAAUAGAAAAGGGGGCAAUAACAGCCCUAAUUGCCAAUCUCCAUGGCUUGCUUGGGGAUUCUGCUGUGGGUUCCAGCGCGGCACCAAGCAAGGUAGAGAACAGGGAGAUGGCCACGGUACUUUCAGAUUUGGUAAUUUAUACCAUAUCUAAAAAAUUUUACAAUUUUUUAUAUUCAAAAGAAAAACAAAAAUUUACAGAAAUGAAUAGUCUGCUGGAACAGGAGGCACAAAGAUUGGCCCAAAACUCAGCCCAGGAAUUCAUCCAACACACCAGGAGGUUCCUCACUCGGAUUUACCCUAACUGGUCCAGAAUUGACUCCUCUAACUUCUACCCGCAGGAAUUCUGGAAUGUCGGCUGCCAGAUGACCGCUUUAAACUUUCAGACGCCGGGGAUUCCAAUGGAUCUGCAGGAUGGAAAGUUUCUGGAUAAUGGGAGAUGUGGAUAUGUACUAAAGCCAGAAUUUCUGCGCAAUGAAGACUGCAGCUUUGUUCCUCGUGGACGCAAACACAGGACACAACAGAUAUUUUUCACCAUUAAGGUGAUCAGCGGCUUCCUCCUGCCACAUGAAAGUAUCUGUAGAACCAAGCCAAGCCUGAUAGUGAAGGUGCAGAUUUACGGGGUUCCAGUCGAUGAGGGGCGGAAACAAACACAAGUGGUGAACAACGCAUUUAACCCCCAGUGGAACCAGUCACUGGACUUUAUCAUCCAGGUCCCGGAGCUGGCACUGGUACGGAUCUCUUUGGAGGAUCAGCUGUUAAUGGUUUCCAACGAGUUCCUGGGACAGUACACUCUGCCACUGACCAGCAUGAGCAAAGGAUAUCGUCACAUCCCCCUGCUGAACAAGCAUGGUCAGAGCAUGGCGCCCGCAUCUUUGUUUGUACACAUCUGGUUUCACUAAUCGUCGCCGGCUAUGACGCCACCCGUCUGUGUACAAUAAAACUAGUGGCUG
Messenger RNA from Bufo gargarizans (Asiatic toad), 1767 nucleotides. RefSeq names its product 1-phosphatidylinositol 4,5-bisphosphate phosphodiesterase zeta-1-like. The record is from RefSeq and is a predicted model, not a curated record. Gene Ontology annotation, molecular function: phosphatidylinositol-4,5-bisphosphate phospholipase C activity. Gene Ontology annotation, cellular component: nucleus. Bases 1 to 1716 code for a protein of 571 amino acids. NCBI's taxonomy places the organism in Eukaryota, Metazoa, Chordata, Amphibia, Anura, Bufonidae. Gene Ontology annotation, biological process: intracellular signal transduction; positive regulation of cytosolic calcium ion concentration involved in egg activation; lipid metabolic process. The transcript has 12 exons.